AUGGACUUGAAUAGUUUAAGAGGUCACAUUCCAGCAACGCUCUUUAACAUAUCUACCCUACGGGUCAUUUCUCUUGUUGACAAUUACCUUUCUGGAAAUCUUCCAUCAAAUAUAGGCCAUGGACUACCCAAUCUAGAACUACUUUAUUUGGGUUCCAAUACUCUUAGUGGAGUUAUCCCCAACUCUAUUUCCAAUGCUUCUAAACUUGCUAAGCUUGAUCUCAUUUCCAAUAGAUUCAGUGGCCCAAUUCCAAACUCACUUGGUAGUUUAAGACUCCUGGAGUAUCUAAACUUGGGAAAGAACAAUUUAACUGGUGCAUCUUCAUCUUCAGAAUCAGAACUGAGCUUCUUAACUUCCUUGACAAAUUGUAGAUAUUUGACAGAGUUAUGGGUAGUUGAAAAUCCUCUAAAUGGCACCAUUCCAGUUUCCAUUGGGAAUUUCUCAACUAGUCUUCAAAAUUUUGCUGCAAGUAAUUGUAAAAUCAUGGGAAACAUUCCUGAUGAAAUUGGUAAUUUGAGCAAUUUGCCAUACUUGACUCUAAAUGGAAAUGACUUGACUGGCUUCAUUCCGGCCACAGUCCGAGAAUUAUUGAAGCUUCAGACGUUGAGUCUUGAAGGCAACAGAAUUCGAGGAUCCAUUCCAGAAAACCUAUGCAAUCUAAAGAACUUGGCUUACUUAGGUUUGAGCAGAAAUAAUCUCUCAGCUUCAAUCCCAGCAUGCUUAGGGAAUAUCACUUCUCUAAGAUAUCUUCAUUUAAGCUCCAACAGAUUAACUUCCAGCAUACCUGAAAGCCUGUGGGGCCUCAAAGAUCUUUUUAAGAUCCGAUUACAGUCAAAUUUCUUAACGGGUCGUAUAUCCCCAGGAAUCAGUAGUUUAAAGGUUGCAACAGUUAUAGACCUCUCGUUGAAUCAGUUCUCAGGUGAUAUUCCUAGCAGUAGCACAGUUGGUGGUUUGCAAAACGUUGUUCAACUCUUUUUAGACCACAAUAGAUUACAAGGAUCUAUUCCUGAGUCGUUCAGUGGGCUGAUAAGCUUGGAAUUCUUGGAUCUGUCCCAUAACAAUCUCUCAGGCGUGAUACCAAAAUCGUUAGAGGCACUCCUAUAUCUUACAUACUUCAAUGUUUCUUUCAAUAGAUUAAGCGGGGAGAUUCCCAAUGGAGGUCCUUUCAUGAACUUCACGAAGGGAUCUUUUAUGUCGAAUGAAGCAUUUUGUGGUGCUCCUUGGCUGCAAUUCCCGCCAUGUGAUUCUAAUUCUAACCAUAGAUCAAAGAAAAGGAGAGUGCUUCUAAUUGUAUUUGUCUUGCUGGGGAUUGCAUCAAUAGUUCUUGCUUUGACCGUUGUAUUAUUGCUGAUAAGAGGUCGAAGAAGGAAUCACACACCGACCCAAAAUGAUCUUUUGUCCAAAAUAAUGCACGAAAGAAUUUCAUACCAUGAACUUCGAAGAGCAACUGAUGGAUUUAGUGAAAGCAACUUAAUUGGCACAGGAAGUUUUGGCUCAGUUUACAAAGGGAUACUUGCAAAUGGGACGCCUUUUGCCAUUAAGGUAUUCAAUUUGCAAACAGAAGGUGCAUUCAAGAGUUUUGAUACUGAAUGUGAUGUAUUACGCAACCUACGCCACCGAAAUCUGACUAAAGUCAUUAGCAGUUGCUCUAAUCUUGAUUUCAAAGCCUUAGUGCUCGAGUACAUGCCUAAUGGGAGUCUCGAAAAGUGGUUGUAUUCUCACAACUAUUACUUAGACAUUACACAGAGAUUAGACAUAAUGAUAGAUGUGGCAUGUGCAUUGGAAUAUCUUCACCAUGGUUAUUCAACACCUGUUGUACACUGUGAUUUGAAGCCCAGCAAUGUCUUGCUGGAUGUAGAUAUGGUUGGACACUUGACUGAUUUUGGCAUUGCAAAGUUAUUUGGUGCUGCAGAGAGUCUUGUACAAACCACGACCCUUGGAACAUUGGGGUAUAUCGCACCAGAGUAUGGAUCGGAAGGAUUAAUAUCUACAAGGUGUGACGUUUACAGCUAUGGUAUUAUGUUAAUGGAAACGUUUUCAAGAAAGAAGCCUACUGAUGAAAUGUUUGCUGGAGAUUUGAGUCUGAAGGGUUGGAUAAAUGAGACACUGUCAAAUGCGAUCAGCCAGGUCAUAGAUGCCAACUUGAUUAGACCCGAGGAACCGAACUUAAUAACCAAGGUCCAAUGUGCAUCAUCCAUCAUGGAGUUGGCUUUAAAUUGCAGUGUAGAAUUACCAGAGGAGAGGAUCUACAUCAAAGAUGUUUUGUCAGCCCUCAAGAAGAUCAAACUUCAGUUCAUUGCAAAUUGUAGAACGGUUUAA
Molecule: messenger RNA, 2319 nt
Organism: Ilex paraguariensis (yerba mate)
Lineage: Eukaryota; Viridiplantae; Streptophyta; Magnoliopsida; Aquifoliales; Aquifoliaceae
Source: the annotation of a GenBank genome assembly